This is a messenger RNA of Dioscorea cayenensis subsp. rotundata (Guinea yam), 518 nucleotides long. RefSeq lists its product as uncharacterized. The transcript is spliced from 2 exons. Lineage: Eukaryota; Viridiplantae; Streptophyta; Magnoliopsida; Dioscoreales; Dioscoreaceae. The coding region runs from base 48 to 407 and encodes 119 amino acids. The record is from RefSeq and is a predicted model, not a curated record.
CGAUCUCUCCGUACAUCGGCGGUGGCGAAGGUCGGAAAUACUCAGAGAUGAGGAUUCUAGAGCUGGUGUCGUGCGGCGGCCGGAUGGCGGCGGCAGUGAAGGACGCACCGGAGGAGCCGGUGACGGUGCCGAUCAACCCGAUGGGGUGUGGAUCGCCGGAGAAGCGGUGGAGGAGGAGCAGCAACGCCUCCGGAUCAUCGUCGUGGAGACCAUCUCUUGGAUCGAUCGCUGAGGAUGGCGUCGCCGUGAAGAUGGCUGCUGCGGCGAGGAAAGGCAGUGAGAAGACGAAGCGAUCAGGGAUGAGAUCGACGGCUAGGGCUUCCUCCCGCCGAGAGAGGAGCGAUUUUGGGCAGUAUAGUGUUCCUCCAAUGAUGCCAGCGUUCACUCCAACAGCCUUUCUCUUCUGAUGCUUCCCUUCUUCUUCAGAUUGUGUGAAUGUUCUACUUGAAAUACUGAAUUGAAGAUGAAGAUGAUGAUGAUGAUGGUGAUGAAAACAGAUAGAUUAUCCUGGUUUUGGA